UUAAGAACCCGAGCCGCCUGAAACGAAGAAGAACGCUUCUUUGAGUAACGUCGCGUUUCCGUUCGACGUUUACAUGAAUGUACAGGCUUUCACGUAACGAAGGCUCAAAUGGCAACAGAAAAUGAAGAGAACGGCACGGAAAUGCAAACCGAGGUGGACACGUCCUCUUAUUCGCUAGCUCGCUGUAAGCUGGAGAACCUCCUGAAUAAGAGCAUGAGGAUCCGGAUGACCGACGGGAGAACACUGGUGGGGCUCUUCCUGUGCACUGACAGGGACUGCAACGUCAUCCUGGGGUCCGCACAGGAGUUCCUCAAAUCUACAGAUUCUUUCUCACAAGGUGAGCCCAGAGUGCUGGGGCUGGCGAUGAUCCCUGGUCAUCAUGUUGUUUCUAUAGAAGUUGAAUCUGAAAGCCUUCAGACCACUACCCAUGGACUUUGACAACUUUAGAGACUUCUGGAUCACCAUAUGGACUACAGAGAAUGUAGUUUACAUGAACACACACACACACACACAAAUAUAGAGAUGGUAAUGAAGAUCCAUUAGAGCUGGAGUUAUUUACCCAAAUGGUAUUUUCCUCAUUUGUAAUUCCAUACACAGUGGAUUAUUGUUCAAAGAAGAAUAACAACAUGACUGUGCAUUUUUUGUUUGUUUGUUUGUAAACACAUUUUGUAAAUAUUGUUCUUUUUCAGUAAGAGAUGUUUGUCUCCUCUUUGCUCCACUAGUUGUCCCUCUUAACCUCGAUGCUGAAGUUGAGUAAACUGGGGUGCUAAAUACAUUCAUAUGUUUCGGUAUAGUACAUUUAUUUAAAUAGGCAAAUGACCCUUAUAAAAAAGAAUAAAACAACCUAAGAUGUUUCA
Messenger RNA from Puntigrus tetrazona (Sumatra barb), 857 nucleotides. It is a transcript of the gene naa38, whose product is annotated as N-alpha-acetyltransferase 38, NatC auxiliary subunit. The record is from RefSeq and is a predicted model, not a curated record. Gene Ontology annotation, molecular function: RNA binding. Lineage: Eukaryota; Metazoa; Chordata; Actinopteri; Cypriniformes; Cyprinidae. Gene Ontology annotation, cellular component: NatC complex. The coding region runs from base 109 to 438 and encodes 109 amino acids. The transcript has 3 exons.